CGAACCGUUCCGGAAGUGCAUCUAAACGGUGCUGGUGUUUUUAUUAACGUGGUCUGAUUGUGCCAUGUGGAUUUAUGAAAUCAUUGUGUCUGAAAAAAAAAAGACAUUGCAAUUUCUCCAAAUAUUUAUUUUUUAGCUUCUGGUCGUUUAUAUCAGCUGUAUUACUCCACAACUAGCUAUUUAUCGAGCAGUGUCGCUAACUAGCCUAGCCUAGCAUUGGGUAGAGUUGGGAGAAGUGUUUUCAAGUGUUAGUUAAAUAAGUUCAGUAAGUGGGCAGGGGGGAAAUAAUAAUUUACAAAAAUGCAGGAAAUAAUUGCCAGCGUUGAUCACCUAAAGUUUGAUCUGGAGAUUGCUGUGGAGCAGCAGUUAGGGGCUCAACCGCUGCCGUUUCCAGGAAUGGACAAAUCAGGUGCAGCCGUGUGUGAGUUUUUCAUGAAAUCUGCUUGUCUAAAAGGUGGAAUGUGUCCUUUUCGGCACAUUAGUGGAGAAAAGACGGUGGUGUGUAAACACUGGCUUCGCGGCUUAUGCAAGAAAGGAGAUCAGUGCGAAUUUCUGCACGAGUACGACAUGACGAAGAUGCCAGAAUGCUAUUUCUACUCCAAAUUUGGGGAAUGCAGUAAUAAAGAAUGUCCUUUCUUGCACAUUGACCCGGAAUCAAAGAUUAAAGACUGUCCGUGGUAUGACCGAGGGUUUUGCAAGCAUGGCCCGGAUUGCCGACACAGACACACGAGGAGGGUCAUCUGUGUUAAUUAUCUAGUCGGCUUCUGUCCUGAGGGCAAGUCAUGCAAGUUUAUGCACCCACGCUUUGAGCUGCCUAUGGGGACAAAUGAACAGCCACCUCUGCCUCAACAAGCCCAGACCCAGCAAAAGCAAAGCAUACAGAACUUAAACAGAUCAUCGUUGUCACUGAUCCAGUUAACCAACAACAACUCCAUUGCCAAUAACAACCAUCAAAAACCUGCACACAUUCUCGGAGCGUCACAGCCUCAGAACAACACGGGUGGCCCCCGAGGCCCUCGUCCACUGGACCAGGUCACAUGUUACAAGUGUGGAGAAAAGGGACAUUAUGCAAACAAAUGCACAAAAGGACACCUGGCUUUCCUAAGUGGACAGUAAUGUUCUUCUGCACCGUGUACGUGCGAAUAGACUGCUGGGAUUUCAUCUCGUAAAACGAACACGGAUUGCUCCGUUAGCUUUCCAGUGGUCACGGUAGUGGACAUUCUUUGCCAAGUUCAUGUGCUGGAUGUUGGCCAAAUUGGGUUCUCUGACCCUAUCUUUUCGGUAGGCAGAACAAAGGUAAUAAAUCCAGCCAGCCUAUUUGAUUUGAAUAGUAAAGCAGUAUAUUAUUUUUUUAAGCUCAAGUCUAUACUGGUGAAAUCUAAGGGGAAAUAAAAUAUUCUGACUGAUAACAGAAGAGAUAAAAAUCCUGGGGAUGAAUGUGGUACUGUUUAUAUUCACUGUUACACAGUGCUCAUUAAUAUCUACAGUACGGUCAAAUCAGACUUCAGGAGUCGAACCAUAAAACAAAUACUUGGAUUUUGAUUGGAUAAUUUUGCUGUAAAGCAGCACUGGCUUUUUAUGAACCUUUGAAAUUAGUUGACUUUCAGGUGUAGAUGUAGGUUUGAGUGAAGUGUGAUUUGUUCACGGCGUGUUUUAUAGUCAUUGAAUUUCUUCCAUGAAAGGUGUACAAGUUUGUUCAUUUGUAAAAUUAGAGAUUAGUACUGUUCUAAACCAAACCUCACAGUGAAAUGUUUUUUUUUCCCUUCUUUGGUAAUGUAAAACAGCUGAUUUUGUCAGCAGACAUUGUGUUUUCAGACUGUGAAACAUUUAACACUUUAAAAAUAAAACCUACACAAAAAUCA
Messenger RNA from Neoarius graeffei (lesser salmon catfish), 1862 nucleotides. It is a transcript of the gene cpsf4, whose product is annotated as cleavage and polyadenylation specific factor 4. The transcript has 8 exons. Lineage: Eukaryota; Metazoa; Chordata; Actinopteri; Siluriformes; Ariidae. Gene Ontology annotation, molecular function: zinc ion binding; RNA binding. The record is from RefSeq and is a predicted model, not a curated record. Bases 301 to 1116 code for a protein of 271 amino acids.